CUUCAGUGCUCCCGCAUCGUACCCCUCACUCCUCCUUGUGGUUGUCUCUCAGCGCGCGUGCGAGGACGCAGACGCACGUCGGGUUUGCAGCUUAAUCGUAUCCGCCAUGGACGCGGCAGCAUCACAGCUGGUCUACUGCGGAAUCGAGGCCCCCCGACGCGCGUUUCUCCCUCGCCGCGGCUUUUCUCCUUCACGGAGGGUGCCGAAUUGCCGCCGCCUUCCAACGACAACUAGGAUUCGCAGACCCAGCGGCGUUGUUCUCGCGGUGGCCGCCGAGCCCAAGCCUCCCGAGACGCAGCCUUCUUCGUCCAAACUCGUCAAUGGGUCUGCGUCGCCCAAAUCAAUCAACGGAGUCUCUACGAGAAUUGGAGAUGUUUCACAGGAGAUUAGAAAAGUAAGAGCACAGAUGGAAGAAGAUGAACAGUUGGCAAUACUUAUGAGAGGUCUACGGGGACAAAAUUUGAGGGAUUCACAGUUUGCUGAUGACGGUGUUCAGCUUCGUCUAGUUGAGGUAGAUGAAAGCAGUGAGUCUCUGCCACUGGUGUAUGAUCCUGUCAGCAUCGCUUCAUACUGGGGAAAAAGGCCACGUGCUGUUGCAACACGUAUUAUCCAAUUACUCUCUGUUGCUGGGGGGUUUCUUUCACGGUUGGCCUGGGAUGUGAUAAACAAGAAAGUCGAAGAGAAUGAAGUUGCUCGAGCCAUAGAGCUAAGGGAGAUUGUAACCUCCUUGGGUCCAGCAUAUAUAAAACUGGGGCAAGCAUUGAGCAUUCGACCAGAUAUACUGUCACCUGCUGCAAUGGUGGAGCUGCAAAAGCUCUGUGAUAAGGUUCCUUCAUUUCCAGAUGAUGUAGCUAUGGCUCUUAUUGAGGAGGAACUCGGUCAGCCAUGGUAUAAUAUGUAUUCUGAGCUUACACCUUCACCUAUUGCUGCAGCAUCUCUUGGACAAGUAUAUAAAGGCCGGCUAAAGGAAAAUGGAGAUUUGGUGGCUGUUAAAGUGCAGAGGCCUUUUGUUCUUGAGACAGUCACAAUUGAUUUGUACGUUAUACGGAAUUUGGGAUUGGUUCUUAGGAAGUUUCCUCAGAUCUCUAUUGAUGUGGUUGGAUUGGUUGAUGAAUGGGCUUCCCGUUUCUUCGAGGAGCUUGAUUAUGUUAGUGAGGGUGAAAAUGGAGUGCUCUUUUCUGAAAUGAUGAAAAAGGACCUUCCACAAGUGGUUGUACCAAAAACAUACCAUAAAUAUACUUCACGGAAGGUUCUUACUACUGGAUGGAUAGAAGGAGAGAAGCUGUCACAAAGUACAGAAAGUGAUGUUGGGGAACUGGUCAAUGUCGGAGUCAUAUGUUACCUAAAGCAGUUGCUUGAUACUGGACUUUUCCAUGCCGACCCACAUCCUGGAAAUUUGAUCCGCACACCAGAUGGGAAGCUAGCUAUACUAGACUUUGGCCUAGUCACAAAAUUAACUGAUGAUCAGAAGUAUGGAAUGAUUGAAGCAAUUGCUCACCUUAUUCAUCGGGAUUAUGAAGCUAUAGUCAAAGAUUUUGUUAAACUUGAUUUCAUUCCAGAAGGGGUUAACUUGGCACCCAUUUUGCCUGUCCUGGCUAAAGUUUUUGAUCAGGCACUUGAAGGUGGAGGAGCAAAAAAUAUCAACUUUCAGGAGCUGGCAUCUGAUUUGGCACAAAUAACAUUUGAUUAUCCAUUUAGGAUACCCCCUUAUUUUGCUCUUAUAAUUAGAGCAAUAGGAGUAUUAGAAGGCAUAGCAUUAGUAGGAAAUCCUGAUUUUGCAAUUGUAGAUGAAGCCUAUCCGUACAUUGCACAGAGGCUUCUGACUGAUGAAUCCCCACGCCUAAGAAGUGCUUUACGCUACACGAUAUAUGGAAAAUAUGGAGUUUUUAAUGCUGAAAGAUUCAUUGAUGUCAUGCAAGCCUUUGAGAAUUUCAUAACUGCAGCUAAAAGUGGUGGUGGUGAAAAAUUGAAUGGCGAUAUGGCUGAACUUGGCAUCCUGAAAAGUCAAGCAAGUCAUGUCUUUCCUGGGUUUCCAUUAAGUGCCUUGCAAACAGGGCAGCCAAUUCAAACAAGGGUAGCCUUAACCUUUUUGCUGUCUGAAAAGGGGAAUUUUUUCCGAGAAUUUAUUCUAGAUGAGAUUGUGAAGGGUGUUGAUGCAGUAACAAGGGAACAGUUGGUGCAAAUAAUGGCAAUCCUUGGAAUUCGAAAUGCUGCUCCUAUUUUUAGUAUGGUUCCUGUUCUUGGCCCUAUCAGGCCUGCAGCAUUCCUACCAACAAUAACCGAGGAGGACAAAGUUAUACUGAACAAUGUUCAAAAAAUUGUUGAAUUCUUAACUGCAGGAAGUUCGUUGUCAAGAGCAUCUAAUCAGGAUUUUAAUGUUACUCAGGUUGUGCAAGAACUACUUCCAGUGUUGCCAGGCAUCUCAGCCCAAGUGCUUCCUGAGGUGCUGAGCCGGUUAUCUUCCCGGGUAUUGUCGCGCAUUAUCCGGGAUGUAUUUUUGUAAUUGUGUAGGCUGCAUGCUAACUGCUCGGGUCCCCUAAAAUGUGUAUAUGUCAAUAACUGAAAUCAAUUUUUAAGUGGAAAGUAGUUUUCCUCCAUAUAUCAUGUGUUCUCCAGCCCUUGGCCAAUGUUGAGACGUAACUGGGUUCAGUUGAAUUGAGGUUAACUUUGCAUUAGAAACCAAUUGUGUGUCGUGGCCUAUGCUCUUUUAGUUGGCCUUACCAUUCAGACGAGCUCUGAUGGGGAGUCUGAAUGUUGUUAACAUUGGCCUUUGUGCAUAAAGUCAUCUGUUGUGUAUAUCCAUUUCUGCUCUGAAGCCUACAGGAGUUCCAUCUAAUUUUCAUCCAAAUCAAAACAUCAACUGCUUGGAUAAAAGUCAAGGCCUUUUCCAGCUAGGUGUGCCAUUUCAUCUUCUUUCAUGGUGUUAUGGUGAUACGAGAACGACACUCAAAAGAACUACGAAUGUUCUGCUAGUACACUGUUAUCAACAACUGCUGAUCAAGCGGCCCUUGUCCUUUGUUACACAUUGCCCACCUUGCAGUAUGAUGCAAUUUCUGCUACCAAGAGAUGUACUGUUGAAAUGGUUAUGUUUAUGAAGGAAAAAAAAAAGGGACUUCAAAAUGCUGUGUCUGCUGCCAUUUUUUUGAGAAGAUGGAUUGAAUAUUGAUUUCCUUUUCUGCAUUUGUGCAAAUCGGAUUGCCCACAUGAUUUCACCUACCUGUAUCCCUCGUCAGAUAUGGACCCUCAGCUGCCCUCAAAAGUUUUGUUUGGAAUAUGAAUUUUAGUCUUGGAUUUGGGUUUC
Molecule: messenger RNA, 3301 nt
Organism: Malania oleifera
Lineage: Eukaryota; Viridiplantae; Streptophyta; Magnoliopsida; Santalales; Ximeniaceae
Exons: 13
Coding region: 107-2503 (798 amino acids)
Biological process (GO): protein phosphorylation
Cellular component (GO): chloroplast
Molecular function (GO): ATP binding; protein kinase activity
Source: RefSeq, a predicted model, not a curated record